GGCGCUCGCCUCGCACGCAGACAUCUCCAACUCUGACAGCAACAUUUUCCAUCGAUUGAUCUCUUCAGCGGGACGACAAUAAUUUAAUGGCGAGAAGAGAAGAAGCAGAAGCAGCCACUUCCCCACGCAGUCUGGAGAUUGACGCUCUGCCACCGCCAGUAUAAAAUCUCAUCCCCAUUCUUGGGGGCGGGGCAGAGUCGCUGAGGCAGGGGAGGAAGAAGGCCAAGAAACAGAGCAGCUUUCUUGGCCCUUGUCUAGCCCAGCCUAGCCUAGCUGCGGGGAAGGAAGGGGCCCAUGGAGGUGGUGGCGGAGGCCGGCGCGCAGCAGCCGUGGGACCAGUUCAAGGAGGAGGUGGAGAUCAUGGAGGAGGAACACCGCGGCGGCGCUGAUGCGGUGGAGGAGCUGCUGACCAGGGAGAUCCGGAGGAGGCUGGACCACUCCCACGGCCACGGCAACGGCAACGGCAACGACGCCCACCAUGCCAAUGGCGGAGAAGAAGAAGACCACAGCAGUGGCGGAGAAGAGGAAGAAGAAGACCACGCCAAUGGCGGAGAAGAAGAAGAGGGCGAUGCCAAUGGCGGAGAAGAAGAAGAGGAGGAGGACGAGAUCAAGGUGGCUCCCGAGGAGGAGCACAGGAGUAUCUUCUUGGAUGUAGCCAAAGGGCUAUGGAAGUGCCGGCACUGCGACUGGACGUACCGCUUGGUUACUCCAUGCGAAAAUGGUAUCCUGAACCAUCGGGGCUAUCGCCACGAAAUCGAAUGGAAUCCCAAAUCGUUAGUUCAGAAAGAACCGUUUUACGGUUCGCUGAACAGAGUCCCUGAUAUCAUUACUGAAGUAACUGCCAGUUAUCAUGUCACGGGAACGGUGCGAUCUAGUGCUGAAAAGGAAGACACAAAUGGGACUUUGACUCCGAAAGGCAAAGGGCUUAUAGCACACGAGAAUGGAAAUGCUCAAGAAAUUAAUCAUGGUCCAAGCAAUGGCAAGUUAGAGAAUGGAUCACACUCAAAUGGUUUUGAUCAGGUCCCCAACGGCGCUAAACCUAAGAUAGAAUACAUGUUUGAAAUCAACAAGACUGAAAUUUAUCCAACUGAAGUUGACAAGGACGGACAUGUCACCGAGGCUGAACCAAAGGUCGAAGAGUACGAUCUCGAGAGGAUUUUGGAUCAGCAAGAAACGUAUGACCUGUUCUGUCCCAACUGCACCUCGUGCAUAACCCGGAGGGUCAUCCUGAAGAAGAGGAAAAGGACAGUAAGAACAACACCCACCGAUGAACAGUCAAAGAGACCGUAUAUCGAAGGACAGUUGCCUCCUCUUCCUUUACCUGAUAGGGUUGAGGAAGAAUCACCCGACGUAUUCAGAUGUUUGUCAUGCUUCUCGUUCUUCAUUCCAACAGGAUGCAGUUUUAACAUAUUCCGUAUAUUUCGGAGGAGGGAUGUGGACGGACAACCGGAUGUUCUUCCUCCUCCAGCAUCAGAUGACACGCCUCCCCGGUCUGAAAAUUGCACAAGCUGGCUUUUGUCUUGUUUUCAGCCAGGAGAUAACCCAAACCAACCUGCUCCUGCUGCAGAACCAGCGAUGGUGCCACUGCUGUCCGAUACACAGAGCUCCAACAAUACAACCACAAGAAAUGAAUCUAGCACAUCAUAUGUUCAUGUUAGUCAUGAGACAGUUUUGAAACCAGAGCAUGCGGCAGUCGAAUCACCUUCAAAGAACCAAGCUCCUGCAGAUUCACCAAGGAGUCCACCGUUACCUGAUAUAGAGACACCCAGUGGUACAACCACAACGACAACUGAAACCAACGAAUCAUAUGGCCAGCAUAGUCAUGUCACAGAUGAGUUGAUAGUCAAAUCAUCUUAUCAUACAACCACCACUACAGUCACAUCAGAAACAGAUACCACAUCUUCUACAACCAACACAGGAGCAUCAUCUGAAACAUCAUACUCUACAGGAACUGGUGAAAUGCCUCCCCUGAAUCCUGUCGGUGAUGCUAUCGUUGACGCAACUCAGCACAAGGAUGUUCACAGGACUGUGACGACGACCAUUGAGAAUGGCUUUUCCACCCAGCACAACUCAGGAGUCAAGGUCGAUGGCCCGAACGUGACAAAUAUCCCAAGGGACAAUAUACCAACGUUGCCGAAUCCUCAACCAGCAAACCCAGAUCAUGUUGCGGUAUCAGUCUUUGGAGAUGUGAAUCAGGUUGCUCCUAGACCCCAACAGAGGGAUGACUGGGAUAUACUGAAAGCCAUAGUGUAUGGAGGCUUAGUGGAGUCAAUCACCAGCCUCUCCGUUGUUUCGGCGGCCGCAUCAAGCGGCGCCAAAACAUUGGACAUAAUCAUCCUGGGCAUAGCCAACCUUAUUGGAGGACUUCCUCUUAUCUUCCACAAUGUCGCCGAUCUGAGAGACAUCCGAGACGUGGACGGGAACGACGAGCAGGUCGGCCACUACUGGCUGCAGCUCGGGAGGCGGUCCAAAGCCCGGCUCCACAUGGUCAUGGCCCUGCUCUCAUACAUGGUGUUCGGGCUGCUCCCGCCGGUGCUCUACGGGCUGUCGUUCCGCGAGAGCAACGACCGGGAGAACAAGAUGAUGGCGGUCGCCGGUGCUUCGCUCGCCUGCAUCGCUCUGCUGGCGCUCGGAAAGGCGCGCGUCCACACCAGGACCUACUUCAAGACACUGGUGUACUACCUGGCCAUCGCCGUGAGCUCGUCCGGGCUGUCGUAUGUCGCCGGCGUGCUGAUCACGCGGCUCCUGGUGCACUAUGGGAUCAUCGAGCAAGGCGGUUCGGCUGCUCCUGCUCCUCCAGGGCUUUCGUCGCCGUUCGCUUAUGCCGCCGCUGGUGCAGAGUCGUCUGCAUGGGCCUCAUUCUGAAAAGUCUGAAGUUCCAGGCAGCACUGCUGGUAUAAAAAGAGAAGAGAUGAGCGAGCUCAAGAGAAAGUGCCUGCAACUGCAUGAAGAAACACCUGAAGGCUUCUUUGAGUUGCUGCUACCUGCUAGCUGUUCUGCUGUAGUUUUGUUGUACAUUUGAAGCUCUGAUGCUUCUCAUGGUGAUCUUUGUAAGCAUGUUUGUGAGCAGGAAGAACAAGUUAAGUGUUACAUACUAUAAAAAAAAAUAUGCCAUGUUUUUGAAGAUUGUA
This is a messenger RNA of Triticum aestivum (bread wheat), 3131 nucleotides long. RefSeq names its product membrane protein of ER body-like protein. The transcript is spliced from 10 exons. The record is from RefSeq and is a predicted model, not a curated record. Bases 295 to 2865 code for a protein of 856 amino acids. NCBI's taxonomy places the organism in Eukaryota, Viridiplantae, Streptophyta, Magnoliopsida, Poales, Poaceae.